This is a messenger RNA of Durio zibethinus, 696 nucleotides long. Lineage: Eukaryota; Viridiplantae; Streptophyta; Magnoliopsida; Malvales; Malvaceae. The record is from RefSeq and is a predicted model, not a curated record.
UCAUAAAUGGUUACAACCUUAUUUACAUAUAUAUAAACCUGCACAUUGAACCAUUUUGGGCAAAGCAAAUUAAAACAGUAAAGAGAAAAACAGAUAGGAGUGAAGUGGGAAGAGAGAGAAAUGGGAAGAAGAAAGCUAAAAAUCCAAAGACUGGAAAGCAUGAAAGCAAGGCAGGCAAAAUAUUCAAAGCGCAAAGCAGGCCUUGUGAAGAAGGCAAAAGAACUUGCUAUACUAUGUGAUGUUGAUCUCGCUCUUUUGCUGUUCUCUCCAACCGACAAGCCAACACUUUUUGUUGGUCAGGACAAGGACUUGAGUAGUGUCGUUGAGAGACUAUCAAAUUUGACUUUGGGAGAACGUGAACAAAGGAGGGCCUAUACAAUGAAGCUGUUGAAGAAACUUUAUGCAAAUUCCAACUCCGAGGAUGAUCCUACAAACCUCUCCCAAGACAGUAGCAAUAGCCUGAAGUUACAUGAAGAUCAACUAAACGAGCUGAAGGAAAAACUUGCUGAGAAGAGCAGGAUACUAAGGGAAUGGAAAAACCCGAAUAAUGUUGAGGACCUGUCACAAAUAAAAAUCAUGGAGGAGCAUCUCAUUGCAUCUCUUAACAGAAUCAAAAACAAGAAGAGUCAAUUAGCAAAGGAACUGCAAAAGAGACCAGAAGGUUUAGAGGGGAGUACGGUGGACCUGGAAACUUAA